Emiliania huxleyi CCMP1516 is the source of this 1002-nucleotide messenger RNA. RefSeq lists its product as hypothetical. The transcript has a single exon. Lineage: Eukaryota; Haptophyta; Isochrysidales; Noelaerhabdaceae. The annotation marks the transcript as partial. The record is from RefSeq and is a predicted model, not a curated record.
ACCCUCCCUGCCACCCUCACCUCCAUCAACAACUUCGCCUUCUGCGACUGCUCCGCCCUCGCCUCCACCAACCUGCCCGCCGGCCUCACCUCCAUCGGCUACUACGCCUUCUGCCGCUGCUCCUCCCUCGCCUCCAUCAACCUCCCUCCUGGCCUCACCUCCAUCAACAAACGGGCCUUCCACAGCUGCUCCGCCCUCACCUCCAUCACCCUCCCUGCCACCCUCACCUCCAUCGGCGACGGUGCCUUCUGCCGCUGCUCCUCCCUCGCCUCCAUCAACCUGCCCGCCGGCCUCUCCUCCAUCGGCAGCUACGCCUUCGGCGGCUGCACCGCCCUCACCUCCAUCAACCUCCCCGCUGGCCUCACCUCCGUCGGCUACAGCGCCUUCAACCGCUGCUCCUCCCUCUCCCGCGUCGCCUUCCCUGCCGGCCUCACCUCCACCCUCCACCGUGGCGCCUUCCACGACUGCUCCUCCCUCGCCCGUGUCAUUGUGCCAACCGCCGCCACUAGCCCCCCCGUCCUAUUGGCUACGGAACCCCCUACCCUCCCCCCUCCCGAGAGCAACGAGCGCUUGCGGCGGGAGGCGCUUGCAUUAUCCCCACCCUCCACCACCGUCCUCCGCCUCCCGCCCAGAAGGAUGCGCCGGUACGAGGCGGUGGACGGGGCUCUGGCCUACAAGCGCUGCCGCCCCCUCCUCUACGGCUGGCUAGAGCGGGCCCAGACCAGCCUCGGCUCUUACGGCCCGGACGGCGCGGCGCGCAAGCGCGACCGCGAGGAGUUCGAGGGCGACUUUGCGGGGGACGGCGAAUGCGGGCUCCUCGGGCGGGUGCUUGAGACGCCGGGAGGCCGCAUGUGGCGUGCAUGGGCCAGGUUUGGCCAAGGUGGUCUUUCCUCGCCUCUCUGCUUUCUCUUUCUUGUCGGAAGUCUCUCGCUCUCUGAACUCCCGCGUCGCGCGCGAAUUCUUUUCUUCGCUCAAGGCCGUCGCUGCCAGGCGCGCCUGUAG